AUGCAGACCGCCGCGGUCAACCGGUCUAUCCGGACAAUCAAAGCAGAACUCGAAUAUCUCUGCGAUGCUUCGAUCAUCACUCCUCAGACGCUCUCAAACUUGCUCAGCCAGAUCCCGCCGCAAACAGCUUUGCACGCGCCCCUCUCCGUGGGAGCGGUUCCCUCCAACACUUCCGCCUUCGCACCGCAACCUCCGACCGCAGCGCUGAAUAACCUGAACCUCCAAAACCAACAGCGCAAUAACGAUAGCUCGAACGAGAAGACCGGAAACUUCUACGGGCAACAACAGAACCAAACACCUCAACCUCCGCCACCUGCAUACAACACGCCCCCACCAGCAGUGAAUUGGCCCGCUCUGGCACAGGCCACCGCACUGUACGCCUACACCUCGCCCGACGCUGGCGAUUUGGAGCUGCAGCCGAAUGAUCAGAUCAGUGUGACCGAGUACCUCAACGCAGAAUGGUGGAAGGGUAAGAACACACGCACUGGUCGUGAGGGUAUCUUCCCACGGAGCUACGUCAAGGUCAACGAGGAGAAAGGUGCCGCGCCGGUCAAUCCUCAUGGCAACAACUAUGGUAAUGCGCCACUGGAGGUUAGCCAGGUUGGAAACGGCACAGGCGAGGCGCCGAAUAAAGGAUCAGAGAUGGGCAAGAAGUUUGGCAAGAAGCUCGGAAACGCUGCCAUCUUCGGUGCGGGAGCUACUAUCGGUGGCAACAUUGUCAACAGUAUUUUCUAG
Dissoconium aciculare CBS 342.82 is the source of this 735-nucleotide messenger RNA. Its product is annotated as SH3-domain-containing protein. The transcript has 3 exons. Gene Ontology annotation, molecular function: protein binding. Lineage: Eukaryota; Fungi; Ascomycota; Dothideomycetes; Mycosphaerellales; Dissoconiaceae. The coding region runs from base 1 to 735 and encodes 244 amino acids. Gene Ontology annotation, biological process: protein transport to vacuole involved in ubiquitin-dependent protein catabolic process via the multivesicular body sorting pathway. Gene Ontology annotation, cellular component: ESCRT-0 complex. The record is from RefSeq and is a predicted model, not a curated record.